This is a messenger RNA of Chenopodium quinoa (quinoa), 4180 nucleotides long. Its product is annotated as protein ROOT PRIMORDIUM DEFECTIVE 1-like. The transcript has 3 exons. Bases 241 to 1644 code for a protein of 467 amino acids. Gene Ontology annotation, molecular function: RNA binding. NCBI's taxonomy places the organism in Eukaryota, Viridiplantae, Streptophyta, Magnoliopsida, Caryophyllales, Amaranthaceae. The record is from RefSeq and is a predicted model, not a curated record.
CAAUUUCAUACAAAUUUAUUACUGCUUGUACAUUCAUCAAAUGUAUUGUAUUAUUACAAUGCAUAAAUCUCAAAUAGAGUAUUAAUUACAGUAUCAAAAAUUAGUUUUGAUGUCAAUUUUAAUCGAUAAAAACAGUCUUCUUUUUGAAAAAUUGUUUUUCUUUGUUGUAGCUCCACUCAUAUCUUCCAAUUUUAUACCAUUUUCAACCUUGCAAAACCCUAAACCAGAAAUCCUCCAAACAUGAACAACAUUCGCAGAACAUCCAAUCUCAUUCACAUUAAACCCACAUUACUCAAAUCAAACCCAUCAAUUUCAUCUUCUCUUCAACAAACCCUAAAAAAUGCUCUAAUUUUCGUAAGAUCAAUGUCAAAAAAAUCCACUUCAAUUCCCAAAAAUCAACUUAGAGUAAGAGAUCAUGCUUUUGAUAAUUACAUGGAAGUCGAGAAGAAGAUCAGAAAAGUUCUCAAAUUCCAGGAAUUAAUCAUCGAUCAACCCCAGCAAUGCAUCCCAGUUGCGCGCCUUGAUUUCCUAGCUCGCCGAAUUGGGUUCAAAAGAGAUGAAGCAGGCAAGUUUGUUCUUAAAUUACCUAAAAUUUUUGAAAUUUAUGAGCACCCAGUUCAAAGAAUUCUUUAUUUGCGUUUUACUAGAAAUGCCCUUUUGCAAAUUGAACAAGAAAAGCAUGCUAUUAAUGCCAAUAUACCUGAUGCUGUUACUCGCCUUCGAAAGCUCUUGAUGUUGUCGAAUUCGGGUCGGCUUCAUCUUGAACAUAUUAGGAUUGCCCGUAGAGAUUUCGGGCUCCCGGAUGAUUUUGAGUAUUCUGUAGUGCUUAAGUAUCCACAGUAUUUUAGGUUGUUUGAUGCAAAAGAUUGUAUGAGCAAGUACAUUGAGAUUGUAGAGAAAGACCCGAGGUUGGCGGUUUGUGCUGUUGAUAGAGUUAGGGAGAGUGAGUAUAGGAAGAAGGGGAUUGAUGAAGAGAGUACGAGGUUUUCGUUCGUUGUGAAUUUCCCACCCGGGUUUAAGAUUGGGAAGUAUUAUAAGAUUGCAAUGUGGAAGUGGCAAAGGAUUCCGUAUUGGUCGCCUUAUGAGGAUGUUUCGGGGCAUGAUAUGAGGUCACUCGAGGCUCAGAAUAGGAUGGAGAAACGGGCUGUGGCGAUGAUUCAUGAAUUGCUGUCAUUGACUGUUGAGAAGAAGAUUACAUUAGAGAGGAUUGCACAUUUUAGGGUCCCCAUGGACUUGCCCAAGAAACUUAAAGAUUUCCUACUCCAGCAUCAGGGGAUAUUUUACAUCUCUACAAGGGGGAAUCAGGGUAAGCUUCAUACUAUUUUUUUGAGGGAGGCUUAUAGAAAGGGGGAUUUGGUAGAGCCAAAUGAUGUGUACUUGGCUCGCAGAAGGUUGGCUGAAUUGAUCCUGGUGAGCCCCAGAAUGGCAUCUUUGGGCAGAGAGUUGGUCAGUUAUACAAGGCCUAGGGAUGAUGUAACUGGGAGUCGUAAAGAGCAAAUCAAUGAUAGUGACAAUUUCAGACGAGAUAGGGUGGGCGAGCCUGAUUUGGACUCAGAGUCAGGUAGUGAUGUGGAAUCAUGUUUCAGUGAUGAAGGUGAGGAUGAGGAUGGUCAUCAUGUUAGGGAUACACAAGCUGCUCGUUGAACUGAGUGAAUGGAAACUAAGGAAUGUUUUUUUAUUAUUUAAUUUGCGGUUCUGUGAUGACUUCAUGGCUGGUGCUAAGUGAUGUUUGCAUAACCGAAUUGGCACAAGGAAUUUUCAAAGGAGCUGACAAUCUCUUGUUAGAAUCAUGUUUAUGAAGGUAAGUACUCUGCAUGGAAACAGAUCAUUUUGCCGGUAACUUGGUCCUUUUUAUGUCUUCUAUCAAUGGCCAGUGCUAAGUGAUGUUUGCAUAACCGAAUUGGCACAAGGAAUUUUCAAAGGAGCUGACAAUCUCUUGUUAGAAUCAUGUUUAUGAAGGUAAGCGCUCGGCAUGGAAACAGAUCAUUUUGCUGGUAACUUGGUCCUUUUUAUGUCUUCUAUCAAACACAACACUGUAUUUGCCCUAUUAAGAGGCAAUUGCUACAUAUUUCUACAGCUGAACUUUGAUACUUAUCUCAACACUUUUUAUUCCGUGCAUUGUUCAUUUCUAUCCCUCUUGGCUGCUGGUAAGUACUAGACUGGUUAAUCAAUGAUUUUAUGAUGGAAUUUUUCAUUCGUGAAAUAGGUUUUCUUGAAAAUAAUUUGAGCAUUUCUGCUAUAUAUCUUUUCUUGUUCCCAAUGCAUUCUAUUCAAUUUGAUCUUGGCAUUUUCAGAAAACAGCUUUGGUAUUUUUCUGUAUGCCUGAACUUUUGCCAUUUCUUUAAUGAUGUAUAUCUUUGUCUUAUGUGCAUCUGAAUGCUGCUGUGUAUUCUUCAAUACCUUUGGAAGAUUCUAGUAUAAUAGUAUAUCACCUUAAUUGGUUGACAAAGUGGAAUGUUGUCAUUUAGAAAGCAGUUUCUCUGUGGGUUUUGUGAUAUAUAUGAGACUAUGAGAGUUAAGGCUGUAUAUAUCUCGAUAUCCCCAGAGCUUGCUGUUGUUGAGGUUGCAUAAGGCUAUUGUUGUUGCUGUCCAAUUUGUGAGAUCCAACAGCUGUGAAUGAUAAAGUUGCCUGUGAGGUUCAAGGCCCUUCAAGCCCUUUCCUUUAUUUAUUUGUCUACUUAUUUAAAUUAUAAUAUAGGUUGAGCUAUUCUGAAGGCCUAACAACGUCAUAAUUCUUGCAAGAUUAAUUACUUAAAUCUUGAUCAUAAAUACAAUGAGAGCUCUUAUCCUAUAUACAUCUGUUUAUUGUUUUUCUGGUUAAGAAUUUUGAGAUUACCAUUAAAUUCUUCCAACAAGAAAGAUUUAUCUUGUUUAUUUAUCUCUCUUUUAUCUGUGCUCUUGUUUCAUAUAAAAUCAGCAAUUCUCCCUUUUAGAUGUUUUUCUGUAUCGGAACAUAUGGUUCCUUGUUCCGCAUUCACGAAGUUCUCCCCUCUUGUCCAGUUUUCUCCUUUUCCCCUUACCUUCAGAUAGUCCAUACCAACAACAGUGCCAUUCAAUGGUUAUAUCAAAACACACAGUUACUGAUGCAGGCUUCUUGGAAGAGGGCCAGUAUACAGUAUCGUGUACAGAUUUUUGCUCACGACUCCAAUUAUGCAGGGAGAAAUGUAAACUUUUGUUACUCUGUACCUUCUUUUUUCCAUCUUAACAUUUCUUGUGUACUGAACCUCUUUAAAUUAUAGGAUAAACCACUGCCCUUGUUCAUCUCUAUGUGUUCUAACUUCUAAGCAAUUUGACAUUCAUGUUAGACUAGCAAAAGGCAAAAAUUCUAGGUAAAAGUUCACUUUGUUUUCCAGUAUGAGCCGGAGUACAUAUAUAGUUUUUCUAGUGAUAAAUCUUAUCUUGUUUCUUCUCUUUAUUUCAUUAUUAGCAUUAAUAACACUAUUUUUUUUUUGUGUAGGUGAUGCUAAUGCUAGAAUGCCAGUGUGUUAUCUUUUUUCUUUUGUAUGUUGAUCUGAAAUUUGCCAGUUAGGCAGCAAUAUUACCAUGCUCUUCACUUGUGAUAGAACUUGGGGAAUCUUGGAGGGCAUUGCUUGUCUACUCAUGCAGAAAUGAACAAGUUCAACUAUUGCGAUGCAUGCCCUGGAAGAAGUAGAUUGUGAAACUGACGUGAGCAUCCGUGAGAAGAGAAGACCUAAAAUCCUUAUUUUCAAAGUCAAGACUGAAAUUAUACUGCUGAAGUCAUGGAUCAUAUUCUGCAUAAAGCCAUAAACUGACUGAAGACUUUAAGACGACAUUAACUUUGGCUUUAACCAACGAGGAAUUCUUGGUCUCAAGUAGGUAGAGACCAAGGAGGUCUAUAGUAAGGUUAUUUUCGUAAUUAAACGAAAAGUAAAAAAAAAAAGGGGGGGUACCUUAUCUGUGAGUACUAACGAUAUAUAUAUAGACAAUACCAUCCUAAAUAAUUUCAAAAUACCAUCCUACAACGUGUUGGUAUCAUCAUAGUACUGCAGUUGGUAUCAUAUUAAACAAAUAUUAUUGUUGGUAUAAGUAGCUUUGUAGUUGGGAUCCUAAUUAAAAUUUUGUUGGUAUUUAGCUGCGUUCGGUUGGUAUCAGAGCCAUAACGGUUAAAAAGCUAAAUUAAGUUAUAAAUAAUUAAGUAAAACUGAAGAAUACUAGGCCC